AUGCCCACGAAACCCAUCUGGAUUGACUGUGACCCAGGCCACGACGACGCCACAGCAAUCCUUCUCUCUAUCCACAGCCCGACUAUCCAACUUCUAGGAGUAUCUACAGUUCACGGAAAUGCAGAUGCAUUAAACACAGCGCGCAACGCAGCUCGCUGUCUACAUGCUUUCGCAGCACCUCCGCAUGUCAAGGUCUAUCCUGGCGCGUCCAAACCCCUUUGUCGCCCCGUUAUCUAUGCCCCAGAGAUCCAUGGAUCAGACGGGCUUGGCGGUGUCGAGGGAUUACCUGACAAAGACCAUGCGGACGUGAAGGCCAGGAUAGAUCUCAGUGUGCCGGCAUCUCAGGCUAUGGCGGAAGCUGUAAGGAAGAGCUGGGAUGGAGGGAAGGGAAAGAAGGUCUCGCUGGUUGCGUGCGGACCGUUGACGAACAUUUCACUCUUCGUAAGUGUAUAUCCGGAGUUGAUGGAAGCCGUUGAGCAGAUCGUGUUCAUGGGUGGAGGAGUGGGAAUCGGGAACAAGUCGGCAGUGGCAGAAUUCAAUAUUCUAUGUGACCCCGAAGCCGCCCAAGUCGCUCUCGAUGCUCCCGUUCCAUCAGUCAUGCUCCCCCUCAACGUAACUCACCUCGCAAUUGUGACUUCCACAGUCCAUUCCCACCUCCUCUCCGCUGCUCCCUUCCCUCCUACUUCCACCCCUACCACCACCACCACCACCACCUCCGACCCCAAUGCCAUCCUUCCACAGCCCGCCACACCUCUCCGCCACACACUCUCCACCCUCAUAACCUUCUUCAAAGAAGCCUACGCGACGACCUUCGGAUUCCACACUGGACCUCCUCUGCACGACGCCCUAACGGUAGCCUACGUGAUUGAUCCCUCACUCUUCCCUCGCACGAAACGGUUCAGGGUGGAUGUGGAAUUGACCGGAGCGUUGACGACGGGGGAGACGGUUGUUGAUUUGUGGAAUUAUAAGAGAUGUGGAACGGAGACGUGGGGUAGGGAGGGUUUGAAUUGCUUGGUCACGGAGGGAUUGGAGGUCGAUUCCUUCUUCAAGCUCCUGCUUGAUUGUGUCUCCAGAUGCGAUAAAGUCUCUCCUCUCAACCAGAAGCAAUGA
Molecule: messenger RNA, 1110 nt
Organism: Stereum hirsutum FP-91666 SS1
Lineage: Eukaryota; Fungi; Basidiomycota; Agaricomycetes; Russulales; Stereaceae
Product: nucleoside hydrolase
Exons: 6
Coding region: 1-1110 (369 amino acids)
Biological process (GO): purine nucleoside catabolic process
Cellular component (GO): cytosol
Molecular function (GO): purine nucleosidase activity
Source: RefSeq, a predicted model, not a curated record